This is a messenger RNA of Microplitis demolitor, 3611 nucleotides long. It is a transcript of the gene Uba1, whose product is annotated as ubiquitin-like modifier-activating enzyme 1. Lineage: Eukaryota; Metazoa; Arthropoda; Insecta; Hymenoptera; Braconidae. Gene Ontology annotation, cellular component: SUMO activating enzyme complex; cytoplasm. The coding region runs from base 210 to 3410 and encodes 1066 amino acids. Gene Ontology annotation, molecular function: SUMO activating enzyme activity. The transcript has 3 exons. Gene Ontology annotation, biological process: protein sumoylation. The record is from RefSeq and is a predicted model, not a curated record.
GAAAGCGGCGACACGGAGUAGGCAACGAGAGCAAACUGCAAGUGUACGAGCCAGCAAAAGAGUGACGAAGCGGGACACAAAAGAAAGACAAUCUUUUAAAAGUUUAUUCAGUAUUCAAAAUAACCCUGAUCAUCAUAAAUUGCUCGUAAAUCGCAGAGUUAAUUAUCUAAACUAGAAAGGGAACAUAAAAACGGCUUUUUUGUGGUCCGAUGUCUAGUGCUGAGGUGGUGGAGAGUUCCGUUGACCCUCCAGCCAAGAAGCGACGCGUUGCUGCUACAACGGGAGGUGCCGACGACUCAUUGAAAACACCGAUAAUGGCCAAAAAUGGCUCAAACCCACCUGCUGGAGGAGGAGUUGAUGGUAGUGGAAGUGCUGGAGGUGGCGGAGCAACGACCAGCGGUGACAUCGACGAGGGCUUGUAUUCACGACAACUCUACGUACUUGGCCACGAUGCCAUGAGACGCAUGGCGUCUUCAGAUGUCCUGAUAUCAGGACUCGGUGGUCUUGGUGUCGAAAUCGCUAAGAAUGUUAUUCUUGGAGGUGUCAAAUCAGUGACACUCCAUGACAACCGUUUGUGUACGAUCGCUGAUCUAGGAUCACAGUUUUAUCUCACCGAAGCGGACAUCGGUAAAAAUCGCGCCGUCGCUUGCUACCAGCGUUUGUCUGAGCUGAAUAAUUACGUUCCCACUCGCUACCACGAGGGAGAGCUGGAUGAGGACACGAUCAAAAAAUUCAAAGUCGUCGUGCUGACUGAGACAACUCUGGAUGAUCAGUUGCGUAUAUCAGAGAUAACACGUGCUAAUGACAUCGCUCUGAUAAUCGCAGACACGCACGGUUUAUUUGCUCAGGUGUUCUGUGACUUCGGAUCAGCAUUUACUGUAGUUGAUACCACUGGUGAGCCACCGGUUAGUGCGAUGAUCGCAAGCAUUUCUCGCGAUACCGAGGGUGUUGUCACUUGUCUAGAUGACACUCGUCAUGGUAUGGAAGACGGUGACUAUGUCACUUUUGCUGAGGUUCAGGGAAUGACUGAAAUAAACGGAUGCGAGCCGAAAAAAAUCAAAGUUCUUGGUCCAUAUACAUUUUCCAUUGACGACACGUCGUCAUUCAGUGAGUACGAACGUGGUGGCAUUGUCACUCAAGUAAAAAUGCCCAAGACGAUCAACUUCAAGCCGCUGAAAGAUGCUCUGGUACAGCCGGAAUUUAUCAUCACUGACUUCGGUAAAUUUGAUUACCCUGAGCAGCUUCACUUGGCAUUUAUUACUCUCCAUGAAUAUGUAAAGACUCGGGGUAAACUACCUCGUCCAUGGAACCAAGAAGACGCUGACGCAUUUAUGGCACUCGUGGAAACAGUGAAAGAAAAACACGGCAUUGCUACUGAAGUUAAUAAGGAAUUGCUGGAGACAUUUGCUAAGAUUUCUGCUGGUAAUUUGAACCCAAUUAAUGCAACCAUUGGUGGUAUUGUUGCUCAAGAAGUUAUGAAAGCUUGCUCAGGUAAAUUUUCACCAAUUUACCAGUGGUUGUAUUUCGAUGCUAUCGAAUGCUUGCCUCAAGAUCGUUCUGAAAUAACAGAAGAAGAUUGCAUGCCUACAAACUCCCGUUAUGAUUCGCAAAUCGCUAUAUUUGGUCGUAAAUUCCAGUCUAAAAUCGGCGCGCUCAAGUACUUUGUCGUGGGAGCUGGAGCUAUUGGUUGUGAACUGUUGAAAAAUUUUGCUAUGCUUGGUGUAGGAACUGAAAAUGGUUGUGUUACAAUAACUGACAUGGAUCUCAUUGAAAAGUCUAAUUUAAACCGUCAAUUUUUAUUCAGACCGUCCGAUGUACAAAAAGCUAAAUCAUCAACAGCUGCACGUGUUGUUAAAGCGAUGAAUCCCAGUAUGAAUGUUAUCGCUCAUGAAAAUCGGGUUGGAACUGAGACUGAGAAAGUUUACAACGAUGAGUUCUUUGAAGUACUGGAUGGAGUAGCAAAUGCUCUAGACAACGUAGAUGCGCGUAUUUACAUGGACCGUCGGUGUGUUUAUUACAGAAAACCGUUGCUGGAAUCUGGUACACUGGGAACUAAAGGAAAUACUCAAGUGGUUGUUCCUUUUCUCACUGAAUCUUACAGUUCAUCUCAAGACCCACCGGAAAAAAGUAUACCCAUCUGUACAUUAAAGAACUUCCCCAAUGCUAUCGAACACACUCUGCAGUGGGCAAGGGACAAUUUCGAAGGAUUGUUCCGUCAGAAUGCUGAAAAUGCUGCCCAGUAUAUCACUGAUACUCAGUUUGUUGACAGGACUCUUAAACUGCCAGGUGUCCAACCACUAGAGGUUUUAGAGCUGGUUAAAACGGCUUUAGUUGACGAGCGACCUAAGACAUUUGUUGACUGCAUCAUCUGGGCACGUCACCAUUGGCAGGAGCAGUACAACAACCAGAUACGUCAGCUGUUAUUCAAUUUCCCACCGGACCAAGUGACGUCAAGUGGGCAGCCGUUCUGGUCUGGACCCAAACGUUGUCCAGUUCCACUUGAGUUUGACGUAAAUGAUCCACUUCACUUGGACUACGUCGUAGCUGCUGCGAAUCUUAAGGCAGCUGUUUACAACAUGCCAGCUAACCGCAAUCGUGAAGAAAUAGCCCGCAUUGCCAGCAGCAUUGAAGUCCCGCCAUUUACUCCUAAAUCAGGAGUUAAAAUUGCAGAGACUGAUGCUCAGGUCCAGGUUUCCAAUGGAAGCGGCAGCGUUGAUCACGAACGAUUGAGUCAACUAAUUGACGAGCUACCGAAACAAAAUGAACUAAAAGAUCUUGUCAUAAAUCCUCAAGAUUUUGAAAAAGAUGACGAUACUAAUUUCCACAUUGACUUUAUCGUCGCAGCUUCAAAUCUACGCGCCAGUAAUUAUCGCAUCCCAUUGGCAGACAGACACAAGAGUAAAUUGAUUGCUGGUAAAAUUAUACCUGCUAUCGCAACAACAACAUCAGUUGUAGCUGGACUCGUCUGUCUUGAGCUAAUAAAAUUAACACGUGGUAUUAAAGAUUUAUCACUUUACAAAAACGGUUUUGUAAAUCUUGCUCUGCCGUUCUUUGGAUUUUCCGAGCCAAUUUCAGCGCCAAAGCUCAAGUACUACGACAAAGAAUGGACUCUGUGGGACAGAUUUGAAGUCAAAGGAGAACUUACUCUCAAAGAAUUUUUGGAUUACUUCAAAAAUCAACACAAUCUUGAGGUCACGAUGCUGUCUCAGGGUGUCUGUAUGCUCUACUCAUUUUUUAUGGCUAAAGUCAAGUGUCAGGAACGCAUGGGACUGCCUAUGUCUGAGGUUGUCAAAAAAGUGUCCAAGAAAAAACUAGAGCCACAUGUACGCGCUCUUGUUUUUGAACUAUGCUGCAAUGAUGAGAACGGAGAAGACGUUGAAGUUCCUUACGUUCGCUACACUCUGCCUUGACUUUACUAAAAAUUGCGAUCCACAUAAAUUCAUUAUUAUUAUAAUAAUAAAUAAUUAUUCAACUGAUUAGUCCAUAGUCAUUUAUACAAAUUUAUAUAUUAUUAUAAUUAUAAUAAUAAUCUUAAUAGUUAUACAAUUAAGGGGGAAAGGCGGUCUGAGAUAUAAAAAAAAAAGCUUAUUUUUAUGAUUUUUUUUUUUUUU